CCGCAGGCCCGGGCGAGCGUCACCAUCACAAAACUCAGCGCUGGGAGGCGAGUUCCGCGCAGCCCAGCGGUUUCCCUACGGAAGGUCCCAGCCCAGAUCCAAGGAACGAGCAUGCCCAGAAUACCUGAGCCCUGAGCGUAGUGCGGCCCAGCAGCGUGCCUCAGUUUGAAAGCUCGGCUCGAACCCAGCGGACUUCAGAGGCAGCGGGUGGCGCAGUUCCCUUGCCCCCUCAGCCCUGUCCCCGCCCCAGACCCUGAGGCAGCCACUUUACCCAGAAGGCUCUGUGUGCAGUCUGUGAAGACCAGCAAGCUUUCCUGUCCUUGGAGCAGGCCCGCCGCCCACAUGUCCACUCUGCUGAUCCAUCAUCCCCAGUAUGCCUGGCUGCAAGACCUGGGGCUCCGCGAGGAUAACGAGGGCGUGUAUAAUGGAAGCUGGGGCGGCCGGGGAGAGGUAAUUACGACCUAUUGUCCUGCUAACAAUGAGCCAAUAGCAAGAGUCCGACAGGCCAGCCUGAAGGACUAUGAAGAAACCAUCGGGAAAGCCAAGAAAGCCUGGGACAUCUGGGCAGAUAUUCCUGCCCCAAAGCGAGGAGAAAUAGUCAGAAAGAUUGGCGAUGCCUUUCGGGAGAAGAUCCAAUUACUGGGAAGACUGGUGUCUUUGGAGAUGGGGAAAAUCCUAGUGGAAGGAAUAGGAGAGGUCCAGGAAUACGUGGACGUCUGUGAUUAUGCUGCUGGCUUGUCGAGGAUGAUCGGGGGACCCACCUUGCCUUCUGAAAGACCCGGCCAUGCUCUCAUCGAAAUGUGGAAUCCCUUAGGCCUGGUGGGAAUCAUCACUGCCUUCAAUUUCCCCGUGGCUGUGUUUGGCUGGAACAAUGCCAUAGCUCUGAUCACAGGGAAUGUCUGCCUUUGGAAAGGAGCACCGACAACGUCCCUCGUGAGUGUAGCUGUCACAAAGAUCAUAGCCCAGGUUUUGGAGGACAACCUGCUGCCCGGUGCCAUUUGUUCCCUGGUUUGUGGUGGAGCAGAUAUCGGCACAACGAUGGCCAGAGAUGAGCGUGUGAACCUGCUGUCCUUCACUGGGAGCACUCAGGUGGGGAAGGAGGUGGCCCUCAUGGUGCAGGAGAGGUUUGGGAAAAGCUUGCUGGAGCUUGGAGGAAACAACGCCAUUAUUGCUUUCGAGGAUGCGGACCUCAGCUUGGUUGUUCCGUCAGUUCUGUUUGCCGCCGUGGGAACAGCUGGGCAAAGGUGCACCACUGUGAGGCGACUGUUUUUGCACAAAAGCAUCCAUAAUGAAGUUGUGGACAGACUGAAAAGUGCCUACUCACAGAUCCGUGUUGGGAACCCCUGGGACCCCAAUAUCCUCUAUGGACCGCUCCAUACCAAACAGGCAGUGAGCAUGUUUGUGAGAGCCGUGGAAGAAGCCAAGAAACAAGGGGGCACAGUGGUCUAUGGGGGCAAGGUCAUGGACCACCCUGGCAAUUACGUGGAACCCACCAUUGUGACCGGUCUUGCCCAUGAUUCGCCCAUUGUUCACCAGGAGACUUUUGCCCCAAUCCUCUAUGUCUUCAAAUUCCAGGACGAAGAAGAGGUCUUUGCAUGGAACAAUGAAGUAAAACAGGGACUUUCAAGUAGUAUCUUUACCAAAGAUUUGGGCAGAAUCUUCCGCUGGCUUGGACCUAAAGGUUCCGACUGUGGCAUCGUGAACGUCAAUAUUCCUACCAGCGGGGCUGAGAUCGGCGGUGCGUUUGGAGGAGAGAAGCACACUGGCGGUGGCCGGGAGUCUGGCAGCGACGCCUGGAAGCAGUACAUGCGGAGAUCCACAUGUACCAUCAACUACAGCACGUCCCUCCCUCUGGCUCAGGGAAUCAAGUUUGAGUGAUACUGCGUGCGCUUGGCGUCGCUUAGCCAUUCCUGUGGCUGCUUGGAAGAAGCCUGAGAGGACUCUGACUUGCCCCGGAUAAAUGAUCGCUUUGAGUACAGACAGCAGUGUCUAAUCUCCAGUGAUUCCCAGACCCCUGUCUAAAUCAAGAUACUCAUUUAUCAAAAGUUCAAAAUUAAAUAUUCACGACCUAGCUGCAUUUAGCAACAGAUAGGUUUGGUGAGUUUUUAUGUUACUAAUUACUUUUUUAUUACAGCUAAUCACUUCUUAGUGAAGUACAUGCCAUCAUAGGAGGCUGGGGCCAUGGAAAAUGGAAUAGGGAGGAAGAAGUCUUUGCAGUGGAGACAUGUCUUCUAAGCACGGCUGAAUCCUCAUGGUCCCCUCCUGGCAGGGGUUGAAGGGGAGACGUACCCCUCACAUACUGGAGACCUUAGCACAGUUUCAUGUACAUGAUUUGCAGUGCUCCAAAUGACAAUGGGCCAUUUUUGGGUGAGGUGAGGAAGUUAACACUGUUGUGAAUGGUUGCUGGGAUGUGUAAACCCCUGGGAACUUUGGGACUGAAGUUGCUCAUGAAAGCACAUCUGGAUGCCUGAGUCACCUCAGGCUUCUGCAGCUGCUCAUGGGUUUCUUCUCUGGGAAGGUCACUGCUGAGAGGCUAAGGUCUCACUGGGAAGCUGUGCUGGGCCCAGCGGUCCCUGUUCUCCUGUGGUGCUGUUGCUCUGUACUUCUGUGUAGCAGUCACCACUGGGCCUGCUCCUGCCACAUCGGGCUCCUGGAGAAACCUUUAGGGAAUAGGACAUUGUAGGCCUCAUGAGUUGUCAUGGUGUGGAAAGAUUUGGACAAUAGUAAGAAAUCUGGGGGACUGACAGUAUGGGGAAGAAGCAGGUGGGACACUAAUGCUAACAUAUUAAAUAAUAUGGUAAUAUACCUUUAUAUAAUUAAAUUUGUAGUAGAUUUGACUAUAAAAAUCAAAGGGGCUGUGAAUAUAGCUUGGUUAGGUAGGCUGCUUGCCAUUCAAUGCCUGGGAUUCCAUCUCCAGCACUGCACUAAAUUCAUACAAAUACAUGCAUUUAAGUCAGAUCUGUUAUAAAGCUGUAAAUGUGUGUUCAUACUGCUCCAUUGUCACCUGUGAGUAGGUAGCAUUGACCUGGGCAUGUCCUUGCCAUCGCUGGAUACGAGCCAAGCCAGGUACUGAUGAUGGACCUGGGUGUUUGGUUGAGAACAGUGAGGGCAGGGAACAGUUCAUUUCCUAUGAAAAACCGACAGUGCCCCCGGUUACUAGUAAGAAAGUGACGUGGCUUGCUAAGGUCUGUAGGUGGGCUCUGAACCAUUGCUUACCGCCAGGACACAUCACUCUUUUUCAUAACACACACCGAAUGCAAUGAGCUGGCCAGUGUCUGAUGCCUGCAGUAGAAUUUUUUUUUUUCUUGAGGCAGGAUUCUGGUUUUGGCCAGUGAGGGUGUGGGUUUGUAGUCCUGUGUCACCACCCAGCUUUAUUCUUUAAAGCAAGAGAACAUGAAAUUUUGGAAAAAGUUAAAGAGGAAAACGAAGUUGGAGAAUCACGAACAGGAGUAUGGAGUGUCCUCCAUACCAGAUAAAUGGGCACAGUGGCACACACCUGAGAUCCCAGCGUCUAGCCCAUCCUGCGAAACCUGAGAUCAUGUUAUGAUGAACAAAACAGACCAUAAAUACAGUCCGGAUCGUGCUGUAACCCUGGCUGGCCUUGAACUCUGACCCACCUGUGUCUGAUCCCCACCCCUGCCCCCCACACCCCCUAGUGCUGGGGUUAGAAGUCUGCACCAUUGCACUUGGCCACUGCUCAUUUUGCUCAAAAACACUUCACACUUUCAAAUAAAUGUUUAAGGAGCUAUGAUGAUGUGGCCACACAUGACAGUGACCUUGAUGCACAGUGUUCUGAAGGUGACAAGGAGCUAGAAUCUUAGCCAAAGCUGAUUCUGAACGUUUCCUUUGAAAUUUCAUAAGUUUUAUGUGUUUCUAUCACAAGGCCUCUAUCUUUGUCAUCAUGGUUUUAUUAAACUUUUGCUUCUAA
This is a messenger RNA of Mus caroli (Ryukyu mouse), 3928 nucleotides long. It is a transcript of the gene Aldh7a1, whose product is annotated as aldehyde dehydrogenase 7 family member A1. The record is from RefSeq and is a predicted model, not a curated record. Lineage: Eukaryota; Metazoa; Chordata; Mammalia; Rodentia; Muridae. Gene Ontology annotation, molecular function: aldehyde dehydrogenase (NAD+) activity.